Vitrella brassicaformis is the source of this 922-nucleotide messenger RNA. NCBI's taxonomy places the organism in Eukaryota, Vitrellaceae. The record is from the annotation of a GenBank genome assembly.
GCUGAUUGAUUGAUCCAUCGGCACGACUCACUCAUCCAUCGAGUGAGUGACUCAUCGCCCACCCCACUGCCUGUGUCUCUGUGCGCCGGCUCACUCUCUGCCUCCGAGUGACUGUCACCCACCCAUCCGUCGGCCAUCCAUCCGUCGACGACGGCCAGCAAGUCGACGGCCAGCACCAAGAAAGCGGGACCCAAGCGACCUCGAACUGCCUGUAUGUCACACUCACACACACCCAUGACACAGACAGACAGACAGAGACAGAGAGAGACAGACAGGCAGCUGAUGGAGAGAGGUCUGCCUCAUGUGUGGUGUGUCUCGUGUGUGUGUGUGUGUGUGUGUCAUUGCAGACUUGUACUUCUCGAUGGAGCGCAGGCCAGAGGUCAAGGAGGAGAACCCGACCAUGGCAUUUGGAGAGAUUGCGAAGCUGUUGGGUGUGCAACAAAUACCACAUGCAACAAACACCAAAAACACCACACCCACGCCCCGUAUGCGCCAUGCAUAUGUGUGUGUAUGUGCAGGUGCUGAGUGGAAGGAGAUGUCGGACGAGGACAAGCAGCCGUACAAGGAUCAGGUCACACACUCACACAGAGACGACAUGACAUCCAUCCAUCCAUCCUCACUCUCCUCUGUCUCUCUGUCUCUCUGUCUGUCUGUGUGUGUCAGGCUGCUGAGGACAAGGAGCGCUACGAGCAGGAGAAGGCCGAGUGGGAGGAGCAGGAGGAGGAGCAAGACGACAACCAAGACGACAAGGCAUGAGCCAAGGGCAUGCACCACACACAUGACCAUCAACACGAGACGACAAGAGAGACACACCAAUGAACUGACCAUCGCACAAACAGACAGACAGAGAAGGACAAUCCAUGCAUGCCUCAUAUGCAUCGCUCUGCCCGUCUGAGUGAUCGAGUGGCUGCGUGUGAGUGAC